CACAAUUAUGCCUUUGAAAACUCAGUGCAAAAAGAACAAAAUGUAUUGAAUCCCCGGUGCUUGACCCGAAAUGCGCGCAAUAUAAUGGAGCAGCGGGAGUUGAACCCGCUCCCAACGAAUAUGCGUUCCGAAGACCCUACCGUUACACCUCACUGGCAGCUGCUGGUACGUUUUCGACUGCUUCGUUUCAUUGAUCUGAUUGCUUUGCGCGAAAUUCAGGCUAUGUGUUCUGUCAUCCACUGUGUUUCUUCGCCUCACCUUCUACUGUGAUAAUGGGCAUGGUGGGCGGAUACAUAUUUUACAGAUUGCAAGAUGCAUUUUUGGGUUGGUGCCUCUUCGCUCUUUUGACCCGAGCGCGCCGAGCCCCAAAGGGGCAACUCGAGGGAUGAUCCAAAUUAAAGAAGAACCUCGAGAGGAAUCUUCGGACGAACAUCCGAUCAUUGAAGUGAAGACAGAGCCUUACAACACUGCAAUUUUGGACCAGGUGGGACACAGCCAUGACUCAACGUCAGAAGGAGCAAAAGAAAGCAGCGGUUGGCUUCACGUCAAGGACGAGCUCAGAGGCACCUGCGAUCACGCAUCUUCAGGUAUCUCCUCUUCAAGUGCACAGUUCGAGAUCGGCACAACAACAGUUGAACCACAGUGCACAAACGAUGCACUAGUCAUCACUGACGGUCGACCCACAGAGCAAUCUUCAGACCAGAGCGAGACUCAAGUGGCAAGCAAGUCAUCGACGUUCGGACAUGAGAAAGACAGGCUUUAUAAGUCCAACAUUUGUUUAGCCGCAUGCAUCAACACUGGCCACUUGGAGGUUCAUGUCAAAACUCACAAAACAAAGACACUUACCUGCGACAAGUGUUCCGCGACAUUCCGUCAUGCGUCAACUCUGCGAGUGCACGCAAGACAUUGCACGGGACUAGGCUCGCAGAAGUCGAACGUAAGUGCACCUGCAUGCGCAUCGAGCGCACACGAGUGCAAUCUCAGCCCUGCAGAGUCCAGCCACAGUAUGUGCCUGCAGCGUCGCAAGCGCACACUCGUGGGCAAGAAGAGCUUCAGGUGUGAUCUCUGUGGUUUUGAGUUCAACAAGAGGUACAAGCUGCGCAAUCACAAGAAAGCACACAUGAGUGCGGGGCUAUACCAGUGCACCUUCUGUCCUGCACAGUUCAGGCAAAGCGCGAUGCUGAAGUAUCACAAGCAAAAACAUACAGGCGAGAAGGCCUAUAAGUGUAACCUCUGUCCUGCAGAGUUCAGUCAUAGCUCUAGCCUGUAUGUCCACAAGCGGACACACACAGGCGAGAAGCCUCAUAAGUGCGAUCUCUGUCCUGCAGAGUUCAACAAGAGGUACGACUUACAGCGUCACAGGAGAACGCACACGGGAGAGAAGCCAUAUAAGUGUGACGUCUGCCCUGCGGAGUUCAGCCGCAGCUCGAUGCUGUUGCGCCACAAGGGGACGCACAUGGGGGACAAGCCCCAUAAGUGUGAUCUCUGUCCUGCAGAGUUCAGCGAGAGGGCGGACCUGCGGUCUCACAGGCGAACACACACGGGAAAGAAGCCAUACAAGUGCAAUGUCUGCCCAUUGGAGUUCAACCACAUGAAGAGUCUGUCACAUCACAUGCGAGAACACACAGGCGAAAAGCCCUAUAACCCUGUAUCCACACGAGUCAGUUCCCAGCAGCAAGUCGGGAAGGAGUGAGAGGAUAUCCGAGAUAAACGAGGUCACUACGCGUCUGAAGACGCCCGCUCAUUCUCUAGCAUUCACACGAGUCAUUUUCCCGGCGGCUGUCAGUUUUUCGAUUCCUUCUGCAUUCGCGCUUGCAUGUCGUCUGUGUCCAGCGUAGGAUGGACCAAUGAAAGAAAAAAACUUAUUGCGCUUGGGCUCCUUGUGGAUGAUUCAGAGUGCAUUCACGUGAGAACCGGGACAGGAUAUGGGCCAAAGAAUAGAUUCCGAAGAAGCGCUAUGGAAUGUAAAACAGCAUUAACCCAAAUCUCCGUGUGGACGACCCAAACGCCUGUGGGAGUAUUUUGAGAAUAGACGCUGUCACAUUCGGUUUUAUUUUCCACUAAUGAAGCGUAUCUCGAUGCUGAGCAUCAAUAUAGGCGCGACCGCGCGCCGACAAGUGAUGGACUGGCGAUGAAGCUGUGGUGUCGAACUACAGGUAGUCAAUAAUCAAUUAUAUUAAAUCAGAUCAACUUUUAUUUUCCUUUCGGUUGGACGAGUAGCUUCCAAUUAUUAUGUUUUUAUACAUGUAUUGGAAACGUGCAUGCGAACGAUUAUGUGUAGUCAACGUCUGUGCAGCGAAAGAAAUAUCCGCGUUUAUAAAAUUCAUGCUUGUAUUCCGUGUCUGUUUCGUCUCACGUAGAGAGAAAGCUUACUAUGCAACACUACAUUGUAGGUAUCUCUCUAUAUAUUGCAUAAUUGUUCCGAAGCUGCUGCGCUGGUGUGUCAUUGCACCACUUUCGCAGUAAAGCCAAGCAUCGUUGGCGUUCCAAUUCAGAAUUUGCCAUAGUACAGUGAAUGCCGUUGUAUGGGACACAUGCAGAACAAUCCCGAUGAAUUAAAAAGCAAGCGCGAUAAGUAUCCGUUGCGUCACCUCCUCCUGCAGCUGACAGCAGACGCCGCCGGUCGUCAGAAUCUGUGCCUGGAGCACAAGAUAUCCGGCUGCCUCCAACUGCCGCUCCGGAGAUCAGAAAGUGGUGACGUGGCGAAGAGCGCCGGUCACGUGGCACCAGAGAGCGGUGACGUUCCCUGACGCCUGAGCGUCAGCCGGCAGAAAACUGACUCGCGUGAAUACAGAGUAAGUGUGAUCUCUGUCCUGCAGAGUUCAGCCGUAGCUCGUACCUGUUGAGCCACAAGCGGACACACACAGGCGAGAGACCCCAUAAGUGCGAUCUCUGUGCUGCAGAGUUCAGCUGUAGGGUACUCCUCACACACCACAGGUGGACGCACACGGGCGAAAAGCCCUACAAGUGUAAUCUCUGUCCUGCAGAGUUCAGCCAGGGCACGAGACUAUUGUAUCACAAGCGAAAACACAUGGGCGAGAAGCCCUAUAAGUGUGAUCUCUGUACUGCAGAGUUCACCCAGAGGUCUGACCUCUCGCGCCACAAGCGAAGACACACAGGUGAGAAGCCCUAUAAGUGCGAUCUCUGUACCGCAAAAUUCAGCAGUAGCAAGAGCCUGUCACGCCACAAGUGGCACACUUGUGUAAGAAGCCCUAUAAGUGUGAUCUCUGUCCUGCAGAGUUCAUCGAGAGCACGAAGCUGCGCUAUCACAAGCGGAAACCCAUGAGGGAUGGGCCCUAGUAGUACUAUCCCUGUCCGGCAGGAUUCAGCCAUUGCGCCGCAGACCUGGUGCAAUACAAGCGGACACACAUGGACGAGUGUCUCUGUGCUAUAAACUUGAGGCAGAGCACAAACCUCCAGGGUUGCUGUAAGUGGACCUUCAUGGGCAUGAGGAGAUGCAACUUCUCUCCUGCAGAGUUCAGCCACAGCACAAACACACACCAGCCGGAGGACCAGCAGAUCACGGACCUGUGGCCUAGUGAGUGAGCACAACACACUUGGGACAGGAGCUGUACAAGUGCUGCCGAUUCUUUUCUGUUGGGUGUCCUCAACCUCAACACAGAUGGAGAAAGGACAGCAGGAAGGAGUGAGGGGCAGGGGGAUAUACGUCCUGGACCGAGUU
Molecule: messenger RNA, 3682 nt
Organism: Ornithodoros turicata
Lineage: Eukaryota; Metazoa; Arthropoda; Arachnida; Ixodida; Argasidae
Product: zinc finger protein 845-like
Exons: 3
Coding region: 386-1693 (435 amino acids)
Biological process (GO): regulation of transcription by RNA polymerase II
Cellular component (GO): nucleus
Molecular function (GO): DNA-binding transcription factor activity; RNA polymerase II cis-regulatory region sequence-specific DNA binding
Source: RefSeq, a predicted model, not a curated record